AUGAAUUCCAACCGUUGUGCUAUCUGUAGGGCCUUAAAACAAAUUUGUGACCCAAAUUGCAUAUACAAAGCAUAUUUUCCAUCGAACGAUACAAGAUUUGAAGAUGUUCAACAAAUCUUUGGAGCUGCAAAAGUUGCAGAUAUCCUCAAUAGGCUUGGGUCUGAAGAAGAACGUAAGAUUGCUGCCAACUCUUUGUGCUAUGCGGCUGAAGCUCGUAGACGUGAUCCCAAUUCUGGAAUUUAUGGGAUGGUACAACACCAUGAGAGUAUUCUCAAUGAUGUUGAACAAGAAAUCAAAUUUGCAGUGAAUGAGCUUAAAACCAAUGUGGGACCUGAUCAAGUCCCAAAAUUUUUUCAUGUUCCAAUUCCAGAUGAUUUUCUUACUACAUCUGGAAAGAUGGGUGAUGGUCAUAGAGUUGAUGAUGCAUCAACAUCUGCGGGACCAUCUGCAACUUUACCUAAGAAUCAUGAGUAA
Camelina sativa (false flax) is the source of this 474-nucleotide messenger RNA. NCBI's taxonomy places the organism in Eukaryota, Viridiplantae, Streptophyta, Magnoliopsida, Brassicales, Brassicaceae. The record is from RefSeq and is a predicted model, not a curated record.